CGGUCGUUUGUCAGACCCCAGCCGCCAAAAUGGUGAAGCAGAUCAAGAGCAAAUAUGCUUUUCAGGAAGCCUUGAACAGUGAGGGGAACACUUCAGUAGUUGACUUCUCUGCCACAGGGUGUGGGCCUUGCACAAUGGUCAAGUCCAUCUCUCAUCCCCUCUCUGAGAAGGAUCCCAACGUGGUGUGCCUUGAAGUAGACGUGGGUGACUGUCAGAGGUUGCUUCAGAGUGUGAAGUCAACCCUCCCGUUUUUAAAAAAGGAACAGAAGGUGGGUGAAUUUUCUGGAGCUGAUAAGGAGAAACUUGAAGCUACCAUUAAUGAAUUAAUCUAAUUAUGUUUUCUGAAAACAUAACCAGUCAUUGGAUGUUGACAACUUGUGAUAUUUUUUUAUUUACAAAAAGGAAAGAUCAAGUAUGAAGACUAUAUACCCAACUGCCAUCUGAUUAUAAGUGACAAUAAAAUAUUAAUUCUAAAAAAAAAAAAAA
This is a messenger RNA of Lynx canadensis (Canada lynx), 486 nucleotides long. Its product is annotated as thioredoxin-like. Lineage: Eukaryota; Metazoa; Chordata; Mammalia; Carnivora; Felidae. The transcript has a single exon. Bases 30 to 332 code for a protein of 100 amino acids. The record is from RefSeq and is a predicted model, not a curated record.